Asparagus officinalis (garden asparagus) is the source of this 787-nucleotide messenger RNA. RefSeq lists its product as uncharacterized. NCBI's taxonomy places the organism in Eukaryota, Viridiplantae, Streptophyta, Magnoliopsida, Asparagales, Asparagaceae. The transcript is spliced from 3 exons. Bases 122 to 640 code for a protein of 172 amino acids. The record is from RefSeq and is a predicted model, not a curated record.
UCUCUACUUUGGCUUUAUUCUUAUAUUCACACACAAAGCUUCUCCUUUAAAAACAAAAGCCUAAUCCUUCUAUUCUCUUCUCACCAACGACUGAUAGAAGUCCUCAAAUCAUAUAGAGAAAAUGGCAAAAGCAAUUCCUGUGCUAAUUUGCCUCUUGAUUGUAGUCAUUGAUGUUGUGGCUGGCAUACUGGGAAUUGAAGCUGAGGCUGCUCAAAACAAGGGCAAGAACCUAAGGUUUCUAUUUAUUGAAUGCAAAGAGCCUGUCCACCAAGCCUACAGGCUGGGCCUAGCAGCCGCAAUCCUUCUUGGAUUAGCCCACACCAUCACCAUUCUACUUGGUGGGUGCAUCUGCAUUUGUUCAACCGAAGAAUUUCGCAGGUCAUCAAGGAACAAGCAACUUUCAGCCGGCACCCUAAUUUUGUCAUGGAUUAUUCUUGCUGUGGGCUUCACGAUGCUGAUUGUUGGCGCCUUAUCCAAUUCGAAGUCUCGGGUUACUUGUGGAAUAGCGCAUCACAAUUUCUUGUCUACAGGAGGGAUACUGUGUUUUGUUCAUGGCGUGCUUAGUGCUGCGUACUAUGUAUCGGCUAGUGCUUCACGCUGGGAAGAGGAUGGGAUGAUUAGAAGAGAAGCGGGAGUUUAAUAGUCAUUCUGAUGAAUUGACUUAUGUAUUUGAUUUUAGUUUUGUAAAGAAAAAUUGACUGAUAAUAUGUACCUUCAAUCUUGGAUUUGGAGAUUUGUAUGGAUUCAUUUUGGACUUGAAUUAUGCUCAUUUUCUUUCUUUUUUCAC